Messenger RNA from Clonostachys byssicola, 423 nucleotides. Lineage: Eukaryota; Fungi; Ascomycota; Sordariomycetes; Hypocreales; Bionectriaceae. The record is from the annotation of a GenBank genome assembly.
AUGGAUAACAUGGAAACGCAGCCAGAAAGUCAUGGCAAGAUUGCUAUUUCGUCAUUGGUUGGAUUGGUUCAAAUGCGUGAUUCGGGGGAUGACUGGACUGGAAUGACUAGCUGGCAUGAGAGAAGGAAACGGCAGAAUCGCCUGAGUCAGAGAGCCCACACUGAGGCGACCAAGCGCUUUCUGCAGGCCACCAAGGCCCCCCUCAACGACUUCGUAAGGGUGGCCCUUGAACCAGCCCUCGGUAAGGCCCAGCUCAAAGAAUGGGAAGAAAACGGCACCGAAGGUACCAUACCCAGCAGAAGGUCGCUCCGUGUGCACCGUGCCAGCGUUGGUGAGCAGGACUUCGGCAUUGCCAGGAUCCUCCUCGCCGCACGUCGUCAUAUCUGGCUUCAAAACUACUGUGACCCUGCCCCCUUCACCUAA